This is a messenger RNA of Scatophagus argus, 2479 nucleotides long. RefSeq names its product vestigial-like family member 3 (gene vgll3). The transcript is spliced from 4 exons. Gene Ontology annotation, biological process: regulation of transcription by RNA polymerase II. NCBI's taxonomy places the organism in Eukaryota, Metazoa, Chordata, Actinopteri, Scatophagidae. Gene Ontology annotation, cellular component: nucleus. The record is from RefSeq and is a predicted model, not a curated record. The coding region runs from base 525 to 1574 and encodes 349 amino acids.
AUGAGCCUCGGUACGUACGUGAAUUAUACUCAUAUGAAUGCGCGCCAGUGGGAAUAGAACCGCAGACUCGUGGCUUUGGUGUUAGUGCCUUGCUAAACUGCACUGCUCCGUGCAGGCCCUACCCCGGUGGGCGUGAGUAAACGGCCCCAGCCCUCUCUAAAUAUAACUCCCCUCCAAAAAAGAAAGAAAGAGAUAGAGAAGGAGGGAAAGGAAUACUCACCCAAUCAGAUGUUGUCUGAAAACUUGUCAUAGAAGAGCCCCCCUACUUUUUGGGAUACAGUGUGUUUGUUUCAUACCGUUUUGAUCCACUUUGUGGCCACGGGUGGUACUGGUGGAGCGCACAGCGGGAGGCGCAUUGUCUGUAUGCAAACUGGACGACAUGGCCAUUGUAUGCGUUUGGGCAUAUAUGGAGGAACGGAUGACUCGGAGGAUACAGCCCGUCUGAAGUCUCAGGAGUGGAAAGUUGUGUGUGCGUUUUUUCCCUUGGGCUUUCUCAGUCUUAUUAAGCGCUCUGCUCCGUCGCUAUGAGCUGCCUGGAUGUGAUGUACCAUCAAAGCUAUGGAGCGCACUACCUCCCUGCUGCGGCUUACAAGGCGACGUACUACAACCACCAUCACCAACAGCAACAGAGAAGGCUGAGUGUUUACAGUAAGAUCCAGGAGUGUAUGGAGCAGCAACAGCAGCAACAGCAGCAGCAAGGUGGAGGGAGAGGGAUGCUUUCCAGGGAUCAGGGCCUCCGACAGGGUCCUGCAGCCCCAGGGACCGAAUCGGGCCGGAGAUCCACGUCCCAUUCAGAGCUGAAGGAUGGUACUCAGCCAACAGAGGCAGAGUACUUGAGCUCCCGCUGUGUUUUGUUCACCUACUUCGAGGGCGACAUCGGCGACGUUGUAGAUGAGCACUUCUCCCGGGCUCUCAGUCAGUCCGGCACCUUCAACAGUGAGACCAAGCCGAUCAGAGUGACUCAGUCAUCAACUUCAGCCACCGCCGGCUUCUGGAAAGAUGGUGGCCCUCUCUCUGAGAGUCAGAGCAGCUCAGUGUGGAACAGCACCUAUCCACCCCAGGCCACUUCUUGCCUCCCAUCUGUCUCGGGGCACCCAGACUUCUCCUCAAGCCCUGUUUCCUUCAGCCACCCAGAUGGAGCUUUGUGGGCGGACCAUGUGCUCUCGCAGGGCAGCCUCGCACCUCCGGCUACCCUUCCGGAUAGCUGGACCUAUGGCCUGAACCCACAGAGCACAAGUGGCUACCCCAAUGUUCACUACCAUCCCCACCCCCACCCCCACAUUCACCCCCGGCACCACCACCCCAUGCUCCACUCAUACUCGACCCACAGCCCAGCAUUGGAUCCCAGGUUUAAUCCUUUGCUGCUGCCCGGUGUUAGGAACCAGAACCAGCCGACUGCCAGCACAGGGAGUUCCCCACACAGCGAGGGGGUGAAGACAGAGAUGGACCCCAGUAGUAACUGCACCGUCACAGCUACCCCUGUCACCUGGACCCCUUCGCCCCUCCAUGGAUCCCUGGAGGUGUAUGACUCAGCUCUUGACCAGACCAAAGCAAAGACGUCAGUUUGGUUCUAAAUGAUGUUCUGAGAAUAUGAAGGAAUAUCAAUUCACACCAAAAAGGACUUACUAUGUGGCUCUAUCAGUGUACGGCUGCAACACCAGCACUGCCAUGUAUGAUGCAGGUAGAAGGCUUACUGUAGCUGAAACUGUGAGUGCUGCACUGUCCACACAACUAAUUAUGGAUAUGAACUCAGGCUUUGGACUUAAAUGACAGUGAUGUACCACUUUGGCUGCAGGUCAAGGCCCUUCACAAAUGAUACAGACAGACGACAACUAGCUUUAACAAACUGAGGCCUCUUCUUUGUCUUUUUCAUGCAAUGUGAGACCAAGUGGUUCUGUUUCAAGAGCUUGAUUUUGAUCCACAUUUUCUUUUGUACAGUAAAUGUUUGCUUAUGACUGUAAAUGUGUGUGUGUGUGUGUGUGUGUGUGUGUGUGUGUAGAGUUUUGCCAUGCUAAGCUGUUGUUUGCUGGGUGACCCCUGCUAAAAUGCCCAAAUGCUACUUUACCAUUUUGCCUUUGGAGGUUGUGUAAUGUAAAUAUUGGAACUGUAUGUAUGUUAAGUAAUAAAUUGCUGAAAAGUAGUAACGAAUGAAGGUUCUUUUUGGAUUUGGUUUGACACAUUUCCCUUCAAAAUAUGUAGAAUUCAAGUAAAAUAUUCACUUCCAACUAUACCUUCUAUGUUAUAGGGUUUAUGGAGCCAAUUGCUCCACAUGUAUGUGAAAAUCUGUUUAUUACCAUAUAAAAAUUCAUUCAGUUCAGUUCAAGAAAAGUUGUCACAAAGACACCCCACUAAAUGAUAGGUGCCUCUUGUAAAAUCAAGAACAGUCGGUCUUUUAAGUCAGUCAACCUCAGUCAACUACUGUUAUUUUAAAAUCAAAAUGGUUGAAUGUUUCUGGUCAGACAGUCAGAUGUCUUCUUGU